Molecule: messenger RNA, 1532 nt
Organism: Cladophialophora immunda
Lineage: Eukaryota; Fungi; Ascomycota; Eurotiomycetes; Chaetothyriales; Herpotrichiellaceae
Exons: 3
Coding region: 154-1257 (367 amino acids)
Molecular function (GO): oxidoreductase activity, acting on the CH-OH group of donors, NAD or NADP as acceptor
Source: RefSeq, a predicted model, not a curated record
GUUGGUCAGUUGGUGGCCAAGAAAACGCGGGAUUAGUCAAGAGAGAAAAGAAAACGCAGGAUGAGUCAAGAGAGAAGCGACAUCGAUCUCAGAAUGUCCCUUAGAGCCAACAAGGUCGGUUGACUUUGGCCAGCAUGGAGGUGGCUUCGGGCAAUGACGAUAGCCAGAAACGAAAAAAAGAGCAGAGAGACUCCUCUUGCCCGAACAGUACUGCGGACUAUCAAAAUGGGCUCAAUCACCCCAAAAGAAGAGACCAUUCUCAUAACGGGCAUAUCAGGAUUCGUGGCUUCGCACAUUGCUCAUACCUUCCUGGAGGCCGGAUACCAUGUCCGCGGGACCGUCCGCUCUGAUAAGUCCAUUGCUGGCAUAAAACAGGCUCACUCGCAGUAUGAGGAUCAGUUGUCCUUCGUCGUCGUCCCUGACAUGGCGGCCACCGAUGCCCUUAACGAGGCAAUGGACGGAGUGACAGGAGUCAUCCACACAGCGAAUCCCUUCAUUUUGGACCCCAAAGACAACGAAGAAGAGCUGCUCAAACCCUCGAUUAAUGGGGUCUUGAACGUCCUCAAAGCUGGGGCCACGCAGGGUCCAACCUUACGUCGUAUCGUUCUGACGGCUUCCUUUGCCUGUAACCUAGACCUCAGCCAAGGUCUUCGCCCAGGGUAUACGUAUACCGAGUCGGAUUGGAACCCCGCCACGUAUGAAGAGGCUAAGAACUCGUCCAGUGGCGCUUUCACAUAUUGUGCAGCAAAAGGACUGGCGGAGAAGGCCGCUUGGGAAUGGAUCGAGAAGAACAGGCCAUCGUUCUCUUUCACUGCUAUCAACCCACCGUGGAUUUUUGGUCCUUCAUUGACUGGAAUAAAGUCCCUGGACCAUUUGAACGAGUCGACAGAGGCAAUUUGGAAGCUCGUCAAUGGCUCCGCCAAAGAAGUUCCACCCAUUGAUUUUGCAGGCUGUGCAGAUGUGCGCGAUAUUGGCCUCGCUCAUCUGCGCGCAUAUGAGUUAGAGGAAGCGGCUGGCCAGCGAUUUAUUGUCGGAUCCCACUUCGACUAUCAAACAGCGGUGGAUACUCUUCGCGACGAUUUCCCGCAGAUUCAGGACCGCAUACCACGAGGAACCCCGGGUAAACGAGAACCAGUGUACCAGGUGGACGGGAGUAAAGCGGAGAAAGUCUUGGGCAUCAAGUACACACCCCUCAGCGUGACCCUGAAAGACACGGUGAACGACCUGCUCGACGCGGAAAAGGUGCUAACAACCUAAGACGCCAUCGAGAAGCCGCAACUUACUCCGUACUCCGUACUCCGUACGUAGCCGCAGAUCGACUUGAAGGGAGAUGCGGUGGGUCAAGGACGUCUCUCGCUGGGACAGAGAAAGAGCGGAUCCAUUCAGGAGGCUCUGAGGAUCUAGUGCUCCGUACUCGUGGAUAGUCGAUCAACGAUGAGAAAGCGAAACCGACCAACUCGAAUGCAUUCGCAAGCUGUCAAUCCGGCUCCGGACUAUCGUACCGUCGCCAUUAGCCUUGUCUCAAGCCACAA